Molecule: messenger RNA, 159 nt
Organism: Epithele typhae
Lineage: Eukaryota; Fungi; Basidiomycota; Agaricomycetes; Polyporales; Epitheliaceae
Exons: 1
Source: RefSeq, a predicted model, not a curated record
CAGAUCCUCGGAGUUGCGUGCAACAACACCUCGGCGAACAUCAAGAUGCUGGCACAGAUUGAAGUCGAGCUCGACAACUUCUUGGCUAGUGUCGGACACGUUCGAUGCUUUGGGCAUGUAAUUCAGCUUGUCAGCUUCGCGCUCUUGAAGCACUUCAAC